GCCUCUGGUCCUCCACCCAGGCCUAAGACCCCGGAAAUCCUCAGGGCCCUCCAAGGGCAGCCACACCGUGUCCUGUAUGAGUUCAUCCCUGAGACCGCCGAGGAGCUGCAGGUCCUGCCAGGAAACAUUGUCUUUGUCCUGAAGAAAGAGAAGGACAACUGGGCUACAGUGAUGUUCAACGGAAAGAAAGGGAUCGUCCCCUGCAACUUCCUGGAGCCUGUGGAGCUCCAGAACAAGCUGUAUAUCCAGGAAGAAACCCCUCUGGAAGGAGAGAUCCCAGAGCCACCCAGCUCCACCAUCCCAGAGAAGCCACGGCGCCCAGCACCAGACUACGUUCCUGCUACUGCAACGCAGCUGAGAGACGCGGCAAAGGAGGCUGAAGCAGCCAUCACCAGUCCCCGCGUCCUCAAGGUGCAUUACAAGUACACGGUCGCCCUGCAGGUCAAACCAGGCCUCUCUUACCCAGAGCUUCUGGACCUGGUUUGCAAGAAACUGGAGCUCCAGCCUGAGCACACACAGCUGAGGUACAAACCUGCGGAGAGCGAAGCACUGGUGACUCUGAGCACGGGCAACCUGGAAGCAGCUUGGAGCAAGAGCAAGGACCAUUGUCUGACAGUCUGGUGUGACAUGACAGAGGGAGAGGGUUUUUUACUGGAUAACAAGCCAGAGGAGUCGCUGCAGGAGGCAACGCCGGAGGAGACAGGACCAACCCAAGUUGUAGCACAGUACAGUUAUGAAGCCACCCAACCUGAAGACCUGGAGUUUCAGGCAGGAGAUGUGAUACUUGUUUUAUCCAAAGUGAAUGAAGACUGGUUAGAAGGCCAGUGCAAUGGGAAGAUUGGCAUCUUCCCAUCUGCUUUUGUUCAGCAGUCUAACACUAAAGACCCAGAGAUGUGA
Merops nubicus (carmine bee-eater) is the source of this 897-nucleotide messenger RNA. Its product is annotated as neutrophil cytosol factor 2-like. Gene Ontology annotation, cellular component: NADPH oxidase complex. Lineage: Eukaryota; Metazoa; Chordata; Aves; Coraciiformes; Meropidae. The record is from RefSeq and is a predicted model, not a curated record. Gene Ontology annotation, biological process: superoxide anion generation; phagocytosis; respiratory burst. The transcript has 9 exons. The annotation marks the transcript as partial. Gene Ontology annotation, molecular function: superoxide-generating NADPH oxidase activator activity; protein binding.